GCAUCGCUGGCUUCACUCAAUGACAGAUGACCCUCCAACUACUCAUCCACCAGUUGCUCGUAAAUUUAUCUGGGAGAACCAUAUAUUCAAUCUUAGUGGCACUCCUGGACAGUAUGUACCUUACUCUACUACUCACAAGAAGAUACAAGAGUGGGUCCCACCUACGACAGCUAGCAAAUAAUAACAACAAAUGUGACUUGCCUCAGCUUUGGCUGUCGGUGUAAAUUGUAUUUUCACUGGUUUUGUUCAAAAUAAAAGCCUCCUAUA
Merops nubicus (carmine bee-eater) is the source of this 267-nucleotide messenger RNA. Its product is annotated as NADH dehydrogenase [ubiquinone] 1 alpha subcomplex subunit 12-like. The record is from RefSeq and is a predicted model, not a curated record. Gene Ontology annotation, cellular component: membrane. Lineage: Eukaryota; Metazoa; Chordata; Aves; Coraciiformes; Meropidae. The transcript has a single exon. Gene Ontology annotation, biological process: mitochondrial respiratory chain complex I assembly. The annotation marks the transcript as partial.